CCGCGCGCGCAGCCGAGGCUUCAACUCUUGGCGGGGGGGUUCGCGGGCGCGUGCGCCAAGACGCUCGUCGCGCCGCUCGACCGCGCGCGAACGAUCAUCCAAGAUACGGGAUGGUGCGGGCAGCGCGGCAGCCGGAAGACCGUGAUGGGCGUCUGCGCGAAGGUGUUCCGCGGCGAAGGCGUCGCGGGGUUGUUCAGAGGAAACGCGGUGAGCGUGAUGAAGGUUUUGCCGUGCAACGCGUUGCAGUUUGCAAUCUUCAACGGGCUCAAGGAGCACACUGCGGGCGACAAGUACUCGUUGACGCUCGCGGAGCGGCUCGCGUCCGGCGGCGUCGCGGGCGCCGUGUCCACCGCGGCGUGUUACCCGCUCGACGCGCUCAAGUCUCAGAUGGCCGUCAGCGGCGGCUUACGCGGCGGCGUCGUCGCCGCGGCCAAACAGCUCUAUCUCGAGCAAGGCGGAAUAAGGGCGUUCUACAAAGGCCUCGGCCCGACGCUCGUCGCGGACGUCGUCGGCACCGCGCUCGGGUUCACGCUCUACGACACGCUCACCGCGGCGUACCGCGAACGGUGCGUCGGCGGGCGAAAGGCGACCCCGUUUGAAAAAGGCGUCCUCGGCGGCGUCGGCGCGUGUUGCUCGAUGACGGUGACGAUGCCGCUCGAGGUGGUCAUGACGCGCAUGCGCGUCCAGGGCAUAGGCGGGCGCCCGGUGCUGUACGGGAGCGCGCUGGAGUGUCUGAGGAGCAUCGCGAGGAAGGAGGGGAUCUCGAGCUUGUGGCUCGGUACGACGGCGGCGUACGUCAAGAUUUUUCCGCAGCUCGCCGCGACGUACUUUCUGUUCGAGCUCGCGUCG
Messenger RNA from Micromonas pusilla CCMP1545, 849 nucleotides. RefSeq names its product mitochondrial carrier family. The annotation marks the transcript as partial. Gene Ontology annotation, biological process: transmembrane transport. NCBI's taxonomy places the organism in Eukaryota, Viridiplantae, Chlorophyta, Mamiellophyceae, Mamiellales, Mamiellaceae. The record is from RefSeq and is a predicted model, not a curated record. The transcript is spliced from 3 exons.